Molecule: messenger RNA, 1470 nt
Organism: Physcomitrium patens
Lineage: Eukaryota; Viridiplantae; Streptophyta; Bryopsida; Funariales; Funariaceae
Source: RefSeq, a predicted model, not a curated record
CCGAUUUGCACAUCGCAUGCACCAAUUGCCACGUCGAUGCUGCAUUCGUAAUGUCCUCCUCAUUUCUUUCGAGACUUUUCAUGUCUCGAUUCGAUUUUCCGAGAGCUUGAGGUCGACGGAGGAGUUUUGCUAGUGUUGUUUGGGCAGGUUUGGGCCAUGAUGAUUUCAAGUGCUGUUUGUGACCAAAACCGCAAAAUUCUGCAGCGUGUUUGGAACGUAUCCUAGCGGCGCUUUACGUGGUGAAGCUGCGAACGUUGGAGGUUUCUGUGGUGGUAUUGCGCUGAUGUCGUAAGGCGUCUGGACCGAAAAAUCAUCUGUGAGAUUUUGAGAGGAGGAAGGAAACAUGGCCCAGACACCCGUUCAAACGCAGGCCAAGCCACAGCGGUUGAGGAAUUUUGGUUUAGGGCUGGCGUUUGUUGUUGGUUUUAUUCUUCUGCACCUAGGAGCCAAAGAAGCGCGAAGAGAAUUUGGAGAUGAGGUUGCUUCGAAGACCGGCAAGGAUGAUUUUGGAGACUGCUUUAACCUCGGCUUUGGUUCGUUAACAUGUGCAGUGAAAAUAAGCUCAAAAUUCUACACUAAUAAUCUUCGCACAAGUAUAGUUGAACGAUCAAAGCAAAAGGCAUACCAUGUUGCUUUGCAAUCCGCAAUUUCAGAUGGAUUGGGAAUGUCAGAAGCCAAGAGGAAAGCUGAAAGUAUUGCAAAAGCUUUUGCGAAGGACAGGUCCAGACAAGCCCGAAGAAUCUCUGGACCUCUCUUCGCAGCUGCCUGGGAUUCUUUAGAGGUUCUUUACUAUGGGGGGAGUAUAGCGGAGGUCGUAAUGCGGGCAACUGGCACGCUUUGUGGGACUUGGUGGGGCGGUUUACUGGGAGAGGAUAAACUGGGACGAGUUGGAUAUCUUAUUGGUAGUCAAGUAGGAAGUUGGGUUGGAAGCAGGAUCGCGCUUAUGUCUUAUGAUAUAGCCAAAGCAGGUCAGUUGAUCCUUUUGGAAGUCAAGGACUUCGUCACAGGAAGCACAGUAACAGAUCAGAAAGAGAAUGCUGAGGAGCUUUGAAUGUACUUCGCUUCACCAUCGCAAUGGAUGCUGUGCGUAGUGAGCCUGAUGCGAACAUAAUGAUUCCAGGAUGGGCUUUGCCUAGGAUCUCAGCAGAACUUAAUUUUAACAUUGUCAACAGGUUACCAAGUUAAGUAACCAACUGUCACUGGUCAGGUUGCUGCUAUUCUCUGCUCUUCAUAAGCCAUUGCCUGUCAUUCCACAAGCUUCCAUCCAUUAAGCUCUUAGAUUAAUGUUUAUUUAUCUUUCGAUCAAUCUAUCAAGAAGGUGCUUCUAAUGUACAUAUUAUGCAAUACAGCACAGUUGAUAGUCCUAACUUGUAAACACGAAGAGCCGUUGAUGUCAGUGUUUAGAUGACUGUUAACUCACUGUUUAUUUCAAACAUAUCAACAUGACUUUUCUGCUCUUCUUACCUGGAA